UAAUCACCACCUCUGCUCUCUCUCUCUCUCUCUCUCUCACUCAUGUCCUUUCUGUCCCGUUGUUUCUGGUCACGGUCCACUCCAUCUCUUCUCCCUCCCUUACUGUUCUCUCUCAAUGCAUAAAAGAAAGAACCACGGUAGCCACCACUACCCUGAGCUCUUUCAUUAAAGAAACCACCUCUUAAACUUCAAGAACUCAAAAUGCGGCCGCUCUGGCCGUUCUUGAUCCUGGCAGCUAGUCUACUGCCUAUGUCGGUGGUUUAUUGUGCUACUUUUCUCCCUCUCCACAGGGCUUUUCCUUUGAACCACACACUCGGACUCGACCAACUCAGGGCUCGGGACAGUGUCAGGCAUGCCCGCCUCUUGCAGAGCUUUGUUGGCGGCGUCGUCGACUUCUCAGUCCAAGGCUCUCCCGAUCCCUAUCUCGUCGGGGUCGAUGGAUCUUCAACGCCCUUACUCUAUUUUACAAAAGUGAAGCUGGGCUCUCCUCCCAGAGAAUUCACUGUGCAGAUUGAUACAGGAAGCGAUGUCUUGUGGGUUACCUGCAGUUCCUGCAGAAAUUGCCCACAAUCCAGUGCCCUUGGAAUUCAGCUCAAUUACUUUGAUACUACCAGCUCAUCAACUGCUGGGCUAGUCCCAUGUUCACACCCUAUUUGUACUUCAGAAAUUCAGACCGCAGCAACUCAAUGCUCUCCUCAGAGUAAUCAGUGCAUUUACUCAUUCCAAUACGGAGAUGGAAGUGGGACAACUGGUUAUUAUGUAGCUGAUACAUUUUAUUUUGAUGCUGUUUUGGGCAAGUCCUCAAUUGCCAACUCUUCAGCUGUCAUUGUCUUUGGAUGCAGCACUUUCCAGUCUGGGGACUUGACUAAGACUGAAAAAGCAGUUGAUGGAAUAUUUGGAUUUGGCCAAGGGGGUCUCUCCGUCGUAUCACAACUGUCAUCCCAUGGGAUAACACCCAGAGUAUUCUCUCAUUGCUUGAAAGGAGAGGGCAGUGGUGGUGGCAUAUUAGUUCUUGGUGAGAUUUUGGAGCCAGGCAUAGUUUAUAGUCCCCUUGUGCCAUCACAGUCUCAUUAUAAUUUAAAUCUUCAGAGCAUUGCUGUCAAUGGACAAUUGUUAUCAAUUGAUCCAGCUGCUUUUGCAACGUCAAAUGACCGAGGAACUAUUGUUGACUCUGGAACAACUUUGGCAUACCUUGUGGAAGAGGCUUAUAAUCCUUUUGUUAGUGCUGUAACUGCUACGGUCCAACCAUCUGUGACUCCCACAAUAUAUAAAGGAAACCAAUGUUAUUUAGUUUCCAACAGUGUAUCUGAGGUAUUUCCUCCAGUUAGUUUAAACUUUGCUGGUGGUGCAUCUAUGCUGUUAAAACCACAAGAGUACCUUAUAAAUCUUGGUCCCUCUCAGAAUGGAGCUCCGUUAUGGUGCAUUGGUUUUCAGAAGGCUCAAGCAGGUUUAUCAAUUUUAGGAGAUCUUGUUCUAAAGGAUAAAAUUUUCGUAUAUGAUCUGGCUCAUCAGCGGAUUGGAUGGGCUAACUAUGACUGCUCAUUAUCAGUGACUGUCUCUGUAACUUCUAGUAAGGAUUUCAUCAAUGCAGGACAGUGGAGUGUGAGCAGCUCGUCAAGAGACAUGCUCCUCAAGCUGCUACCUCCGAGCAUUAUGGCUCUCCUAAUGCACAUAUUAGCAUUGAUGAGUCUUCAAAUUUUGUAAUUUAAACCUCAGGUUUGAAGUUCAAUUCUUUGACCUUGUUGGAAUUGGCUUAGUCGGUUUUUAUUUAUAGUGGUUGGCAAGGCAUGUCCUUUCUGUGGAUUACAGUGGUAGCUGUUAUAUAGUUAUUAUUUCUUAUUGCUGGUAGUUGGAAUAUCUUCCAUUCUUCAAAUGGAAAAUCCAGCAAUUUUUUUUGUAAAGGAUGCUCCAUCUCUGAGUGCUGCUGGAAUUGUAAAUUAUCAAUGCAUGGUCAGGUGCUGUAUCAUCAGUUCAUCACAUUGUUGUUAAGUAGAACAAAACAUUCAUGUGUCCUGGAAGAAAACAAAUCUUCCGCUGCGACAACUUUUGGGAUAGGCAGAGAUAUAGAAAUGUUUGGACAACUUUGCAAGUGUUAAUUUCUGUAAGCUUUUUGUUUUCACUAAGGAUUGUAAUUCCAUGUUUCUCCUCUGAUUAUGAAAGCCUUUGAUACAUGAAAGGAAAGGAUAGCCACUACACUGCUUUUUAGCUUUUAGAUGAGUAAACAUCCAAUAGUUUGCUGUCA
Hevea brasiliensis (rubber tree) is the source of this 2242-nucleotide messenger RNA. Its product is annotated as aspartic proteinase 36. The record is from RefSeq and is a predicted model, not a curated record. Gene Ontology annotation, biological process: proteolysis. Gene Ontology annotation, molecular function: aspartic-type endopeptidase activity. The transcript has 11 exons. The coding region runs from base 202 to 1704 and encodes 500 amino acids. NCBI's taxonomy places the organism in Eukaryota, Viridiplantae, Streptophyta, Magnoliopsida, Malpighiales, Euphorbiaceae.